GCGGGCGCCCGAGCGGGAGGCGGCCUGGCGAGUGGGGCCGGCGGGGCCGGGGCCGGAGGCAGCGGCGAUGGAACUCCGAAUGAAGCGACGAACCUCCGAGAGAGGUGGUGGGGAAACAUCAGCCAAGGUCCUCUGCCCAGGGAUUUCCAGCAGCAACACCAAAAGGGCUGGGCCUUUCAUUCUUGGCCCGCGUUUGGGCAACUCCCCAGUGCCUAGCAUUGUUCAGUGCUUGGCAAGAAAAGAUGGGACAGACGACUUCUAUCAGCUGAAGAUCCUCACCUUGGAGGACAAGAGGGACCAUGGCACAGAAACCCAAGAGGAACGCCAGGGCAAAAUGCUGCUGCAUACAGAGUUCUCCCUCCUCUCUCUCCUGCACAAUCAGGAUGGGGUGGUCCAUCAUCACGGCCUUUUCCAGGACCGAACCUGCGAGCUGGUGGAAGAUCUGGAGUCCAGCCGGAUGGUCCGGAAAAUGAAGAAACGCAUCUGCUUGGUGCUGGACUGCCUCUGCGCCCACGACUUCAGUGACAAGACCGCUGAGCUCAUCAACCUCCAGCACUACGUCAUCAAAGAGAAGCGGCUUAGUGAACGGGAGACGGUUGUGAUCUUCUACGACGUUGUGCGGGUGGUGGAAGCCUUGCACAAGGAGAACAUUGUGCACAGAGACUUGAAACUGGGGAACAUGGUGCUAAACAAAAGGACCCACCGAAUCACCAUCACCAACUUCUGUCUUGGGAAGCACUUGGUGAGUGAGGAUGACCUGCUGAAGGACCAACGGGGCAGCCCCGCCUACAUUAGUCCCGACGUCCUUAGCGGUCGGCCCUACCGUGGGAAGCCCAGUGACAUGUGGGCACUGGGAGUGGUCCUCUUCACCAUGCUCUACGGGCAGUUCCCCUUCUACGACAGCAUCCCUCAGGAGCUCUUCCGCAAGAUCAAGGCUGCCGAGUACGCCAUCCCAGACUCUCCCCUGUUCUCCAGCAGGGACGGGCGGGUGUCCGAGAACACCGUCUGCUUGAUCCGGAAGCUGCUGGUCCUGGAUCCCCAGCAGCGCCUGGCAGCCUCGGAAGUACUUGAAUCCCUCAGCUCCAUCAUCGCCUCCUGGCAGUCCCUGUCCUCCCUCAGGGGGCCCUUGCAGGUGGUGCCUGACGUCGACGACCAGGUGGCCAGCCCAGAGCAGGCGCACGAGGCAAAGGUGGCCGAGGAGUGUUCCCAGUACGAGUUUGAGAACUACAUGAGGCAGCAGCUGCUGCUGGCAGAGGAGAAGAACACGCUUCACGAGGCAAAGACUUUCCUGCAAAAGCGGCAGUUUGGCAGCGUCCCUCCCGUGAGGCGCCUUGGCCACGACGCCCAGCCCAUGAGCGCCCUGGACGCCGCCGUCCUCGCACAGCGCUACCUUCGGAAGUAGCUCCCACGGGAGGCAGGAGUCGCGCUCCACCCGCCCAGCCUGGCACAAGAGUCGGGGCCGGGCCUGGGUGCCAAGCGAUGUAGCAGUCUUCCCUGUGUGCUGGGGGGGCCUUGCUUGCCGGGGCGGCCCCAAGAGGAUGCGUGGAAGACACCUGGCUGGGACCAGGACCUGAACUCCCAUCGUGGGCAGUAGCCUGCUUUUACAAAGUGGGACUCUGCAAUCUACCUCUCUGCCUCUUCUCCCCACACUGUUCUCUGGACUGAAAGGUGGAGCGGUUUGGCAAAGGUGGUCCCAGCAGGCUCCGUUCCUCACACAAACUCUGGAAAGCAGGUGGGCUGCCUUUCCCUCCCUACGGUUUGAAUAAGCUUCAUCGUCCCCUGCCCCCAUUGUCCUUUGCCCAGGGUUUCCAAAAGGGAACUCUUUCUGAAGCCCAUUUCUGUCCGAUGCCCUGGGUUCUGUUUUCAGCUUAAGCCCCAGGUUGAAUUAAUUUGUGCAAGCAUUAAUUUUGGGACGCCAGUGUGAUUACAGCCUUGCAAAACGUCUCAUCUUUACUCUGAGCUUGUUGAACGGGGAAAUGUUGCUUGCAGGUUCCAGCCAGCGGAAGUUUCAGCCCAGAGCUGUUUAAAAUGUAGCUUUUCUGGAGACCAAAGUCUCCAAGCCACCUAAUUAUUUUGGAUCUCCUGGGUGUUCUGUUUUGGUUUUUUCUAAUGGUAGCUUUUGAAAAGUGCAGUAAUGUUGCAUUAAUUCUGUUUUUAUCUCUUGCCCCAUUAAGCACGGAGGCAUGUUUGAAGGGAUAAAUUUGUGAUAAUGUGAAAUGGGGGAGUUGUCCCUUCCUUCUUCCUCCUACUCCCCCCGCCCCCCCACUACAGACCUCACUUCAGUUCCCUGCCCCCACCUGCGCUCUUGGCAUGCUCCCAUCCUUGUCUCUGGCCACAGCACUUGCCUGUAGGCAGAGGUUGGGGAGAGGGGUUGUCCAUUGCUCCAGGCUAGGCUCCAGGCUGUGUGAUGCCUGAGCCACCGGGGGGGGGGGGGGGGGGGGGGGGGUUGGACUGGAUGCCUUUCUUGCCAGAUAAGUCCUGCACAGCAUCCCGUGGAGAUGAUUCUGUUGCAGAGUCUCCCGUUUCCUUUUCUCCUCCAUCAUCAAUUCAUUUCCCAGCAAUGUGGGCUCCCCAGUGUCGUGCUGCCCUUUGGAAGACCUGGAGGCUGGUAGCCUGGAGCAAGCCCCCGUCAGGUGGGGGAGGGGUAGGGGGAGCAGAGAAACCCUUUGGUAGCAGUAGAAAGCGAUUCCCCAAAGGUGAGCGUGUUGGCAUGAUUGAAGCAGGACAAGCAGAUCUCUGAUUCUGUUGCCCGGGAGGAGGAAACACAGUUCCAAAAAGGUCUGGAAAUCUGGUGGAAUCCAGAGGAAGCUUAGCUUGUCAAUUGGAACUGCUGCACAGGACCCGAGUGCGGCUAUCGUGGUCAGUCUCUGGAAACCGGCCUAGGAGCCUGCUAGGUGGCCCCCUCCCCGCCACCCCCCCCUUCUCUCUCCGGGCCAUCGAGCAGGGUCCUUCCCCAGCAGCCUUGCCCAGGGAUGGCAGCAGAGGCCAGGGCAGCGGCAGCCUUGGUUGGGCACUUGGCCUUUGAGCUGUUUUUCCACAGCCUUCCCUUCUCCUGGGGAGUCCUGCUGCCCAGGAGUCCUGAGCAUGAUUCUCAAGUGUGAGAGAGGCGCUUCUGAUAGAGAUGUGGGAGGCCUACAGAGUCCUGUGGGAACGCGCUCUCUGCAGGGAUGUGCGCUUAGGACGGAGCCCUUGGAGGCCUCCCCUGCAGCGCAGUCUGCUUUAAGUUCCACCCCGUAGGAAUGUCGGAAGCAGAAGCGGCCAGGGGAAGGGGGGGCAGCUUCCUGCCCUCCAGAAGGGGGGUGAUCGGGGGUCUUCCCAGGAGAGCGGCAGGAGGCGCCUCCCAAAUCCUUGGAAUGCAAGUUCAUAGCUCUGCCCUCUUCCCACCUUUAAUUUUUUCACCAUUCCCCAAGAUAGUUAAUAAUACGUCUGAAUGGUCUGGUCCUUCUCCCAUCCUUGACCCAAAUAGCAAUACUCCAUUGAUUUGGGUGUUCCACCAUCUGUUGCAAUAAAAAGCUGACUGGAAAGAGAUGGAAAAGGACCCUGGGUGGGGUGAGGCCUGGAAAGGGAUGUUGUGAGCUGCUGGAUUGGCUUGGGGAGAUGUCAUAUUGGGUGAGACACCAUAGACAAAAUUCCUAUUGUAAAAAACUUGUGAAGAACAUUUGUAUAGAGACCUAUUUUUGUAUUACACCCACCUAAUUCAGCAUGCCAGCAAUAAAAUUUCAUAAGGUAGACUUCGA
Messenger RNA from Pseudonaja textilis, 3737 nucleotides. RefSeq names its product serine/threonine kinase 40 (gene STK40). The record is from RefSeq and is a predicted model, not a curated record. Gene Ontology annotation, biological process: protein phosphorylation. Gene Ontology annotation, molecular function: protein kinase activity; ATP binding. NCBI's taxonomy places the organism in Eukaryota, Metazoa, Chordata, Lepidosauria, Squamata, Elapidae.